CGGAAGAAGAUAGACCCGCGCAGCAUCCUCAAGCACGAGUACAGGACCACACGCGUGUUCCAGUUAGAACUGACGGUCACGAGAGAUUGAGAUAAAUGGGAGCCUCUAUCGGAGCAGGCGAUUGGCUCUCUAAAAGACAGAGUGUCCGAGCAGCAGCUCUUGAAUAACAAGGCCCAUAGUGUUGGUUUUCUACGUCAGCUGUACGGGAAGCCUCCGGGGAGUACGGAUACGAGUGUGCGGCUGGCACUCGUGCUCUCGCUGGUUGGACAUGGUCCGGGCCGAAAGUUUGUUACGUCAGCGAUAGAAACCAAUAAGAGGGAGCCACCGAAACACCUCGCCGCCUGUCCAAUCUGAGCAACGCGACGUACUUCGGUGGGUGGCGUAGAAAUUCCAGAGCUCUCGAGCCUUGCUCCGAGGAGAUCACCAGGCACUUGAUAAGCUAACCGUUAUCGGAUAGGCUAAACGCUGGCAUCACGGCUUCAGGAUGAUGUCGGAAGACCGCGCGAUUUGCCCAGUUUUUUUUUUCUUCUUUUGUCCGUCGUGGCGCUUCCUUGUAUCCACAAGCCCAGUAAAUGUCGUACGCUAUAUAUAUACAUAUAAGGUCGUGCGCCGACCACAUGCUAUCAACGUUUGCUGCUGUUUCUUGACCGGUGCGUGGAUUGUAGUUGUAUACAAAGGAUUUAAACCCUCCUAUUUUUGUGCGCCUUGCGAGGAGCGGUAUGAGUCUUCUGAAAGCGAACAGGCUGCAAAUCAAUGGCGGCCAAGCGGACACCCGAGACGUGAUGCACGACUACUGGGAGCACUUCAACCCCAGCCUGGAGAGCAUGAUGCUCGAUCCCAGGGCGCAGAUGCUCAACCGCGAAGAGAACGCCGAGAUCCUAUCGCACCUGCCCGACGUGUCUGGCAAGACGCUGGUCGAGCUUGGAGCCGGCAUCGGGCGGUUCACGGACAAACUGGCGGCACGUUGUGGUCACGUGACAGCGGUUGACUUCAUGGAGUCCUACGUGGAGCAAAACAGGAAGAGGAACGGACACCUGGACAACGUGUCCUUCCUGCACGGAGACGUGAUGACGCUGGAACGCCCACAACAAGGGGUGGACGUGGUGUUCAGCAACUGGCUCUACAUGUACCUGGACGAUGCCGAAUGUCUCACGCUCUUCGAAAAGAUUUUCGGCUGGCUCAGGGAAGGCGGACAUCUCUUCCUCAGGGAGUCCUGCUACAAACCUUCCGGCGAUGUCAAAAGGAACAGCAACCCAACCUUCUACCGAAGCCCUUCAGACUACUACAACAUGCUGAAGAAAGUUCGAUGUCAAUCUGAUGCAGAAGAGUACUUUCUGUUCGUCGAGAAGGUGGUCAACGUGAGAGCUUACAUCAAGCACAAGAACAACCCGGGCCAAGUGUGCUUCCUGGCGACCAAGAUGAGUAGCAGCCGCACGACGGACAACUACAACAGCUUCCAGGAGUUCCUGGACCAGAAGCAGUACAGCCAGCAAAGCGUGCGGCGCUACGAAUGGAUCUUUGGGGAGACCUUCCUCAGCAGCGGAGGACUCGAAACCGCCAAGGACAUCGUGGACAAGAUGAACCUCAAAGAGGGGGAUCGUGUCUUGGACGUUGGGUGCGGAGUUGGAGGACACGACUUCUACAUGGCGGAGAAAUACGGCGUCAAGAUCUUGGCAGUCGAUUUGUCCGUCAACAUGAUGUCCGUGGCCCUGGAGCACUUCACCAAGAGACCACAUCUCACCGACAAGAUUCACUUCGAGGUCCUGGAUGCGACGAGGGCCACUUUCGAGGAAGGCAGCUUCGACGUCAUCUACAGCAGAGACACGCUGCUUCACAUUGCUGACAAGCACACCCUUUUCAGCCGAUUCUAUAAAUGGUUAUCGCCCGGCGGAAAAGUGGUGUUCACCGACUACUGCCGAGGGGACCGAGACCAUUCUGACGAAUUUAAGGAGUAUGUGGCAGAAAGAGGCUACAAUCUACUCACUGUGCAGCAGUAUGGAUCCCUGAUGAAGGAAACUGGAUUUGUGAAGGUUCGAUCUGAGGACAUAUCUCAGGAGUUCCUUAGGGUCCUCAGGGUGGAGUUGGACAAACUAAACACACAAAAGGAUGACUUUCUGAAGAAGUUUUCUUCAGAAGACUACGAGUACCUGAAGCGAGGAUGGGAAGCAAAGAUCAGGCGUGUCUCCGACGGCGACCAAGUGUGGUGCCUCGGUUACGGAGAGAAGCCCCAGUAGAGCUUGUGUUUGGGCUCACUCAAGAUCAACACAGUUGCAGAAAAACGUGCAUAAUAAGCAUAGCAGCUUCUAAACAGUGGUUGUGACUACAAGCUCUAUCAUUCUCAAUGUGCCUACACAAAAAAUGUGAUAGCCAAUAGCUUCCAUGUGGCAUCUAAGGAACUCGCAUGUUUUGAGGUUCCUACCCACGGCAUAGAUUUGUCAAGCAAGGUGAAGUAAUAUAUAAAAGAAUUUCUCAUAGAGUAAAUGCCAAUUUUGGUUAAAAAAACACACUUAAUAAUGUUUGGUGCUUUUACUACACCUAGUGGCAUUAUAUUACAAUAAACGAUGUACAUUGUUGCAUGUUCAUGCAUGGUGCUCAGAAACAUGAAAUGAAUGCCUCGGCAUGAUUGCUUCUUUUUCAUACUCAGUAAAGAUAAGAUGGGAAAUGGCACAGACAGCGAUUUAUUCAGAAAAUAUUACAGGAUGUUUAAAUAAAACUCUUUGCCUCCCUUUA
Ixodes scapularis (black-legged tick) is the source of this 2730-nucleotide messenger RNA. Its product is annotated as phosphoethanolamine N-methyltransferase 3. The record is from RefSeq and is a predicted model, not a curated record. The transcript has 12 exons. The coding region runs from base 720 to 2234 and encodes 504 amino acids. NCBI's taxonomy places the organism in Eukaryota, Metazoa, Arthropoda, Arachnida, Ixodida, Ixodidae.